CGACACUGAGGCGGAAGCCGGAAGAAAAACAACAACCAGUUUGUUUCAUAUUCUGAGCUUCUUCUUUUUUUAAAGAGCACUACUAUAUACAAUGGACGUGGUGUUUUCUUCUCUCUCAGGAGACCAAACUCCCAGGGUCCUCUGGGCCCAAAGGUAUCCAUGGAGACCAAGUAAUGCAGACCCUGAGGGGGGUGAAGCAGGAGGACUGUGGGCCCCUAACAACAUACCUGAGUUUUGCUCAUGUGAAAACAGAAGAAGAGGAGGAAGAGAUAUGGGGUGUGGCUCACCCAAGUACAGGGUUGUUCAACGUCAAGAAGGAGGAAGAGGAAGAAGCCAUAAUAUAUCCUAAUGACAACCCAAGCCCUACUUCUGACAUUACCAGCCACAGUUCUGAUGACUCCAGCCCUGACAAUGGCCCUAGAGCCACCCCUGACAAUGGCCCUAGAGCCACCCCUGACAAUGGCCCUAGAGCCACCCCUGACAAGAACAACCCCCACCAUAACAACGACCACAGGUCUGGCCCUGCCGGUGGAGGGGCAUCGGACAAGGACCCUGCAUCCAGAGAGGAAGAGGAGAGGAGCCCCCAGAUCUCAGCAAACCCAGGGACUAAGCCCAACAAGACCAAAGGCGGUCAUCAGAGGCCGUUCCCCUGCUCUAGGUGUGGGAAGCGUUUAUCCACCACUGUUAGCUUAGACAAACACCAGGUCAUCCACACCCGACUGAGACCGUACCCCUGCUCCGUACCGGCCUGCGCCAAGAGGUUCUGCUCACCAGCCGAGCUGAAGAGACACACACUCACACACACAGGAGAGAGACCCUUCCCCUGUCCAGACUGUGACAAGAGCUUCACCAUACUGGCUGCUUUAAAGACCCACCAGAGAACACACACAGGAGAGAGACCUUACGUCUGUGAGGGCUUCGCCCAAACGGGGAACCUGAAAUCCCACGAGCGCAGGCACACCGGAGAGAGACCGUUCUCCUGCUCCUUCUGUGGGAAGACCUUUGUAGAGUCUGGCCAUCUGAAGAAGCACCAGCGUAUCCAUACAGGAGAGAAGCCGUACCACUGCAGCAGCUGCCCCAUGAAGUUCCCUUCCUCCAGCGAGCUCAGGGUCCAUGAGAAGAUCCACAGCCAGGAGAAGCCUCACAGCUGUUCCUACUGCGACAAGGCAUUCAAACAGCUGUCCAACCUCAAGCUCCACCAGAGAAUACACUCUGACCAGAAGCCUUACGCCUGCUCCUACUGUGACAAGACCUUCCGUGCUCAGGGGACCUUAAAGGUGCACCUGAGGACUCACACAGGAGAGAGGCCUUACCCCUGCUCCGACUGUGACAAGACCUUCAUCACGUCCUCGGAGUUGAAGGUGCACCAGAGGAUUCACACGGGAGAGAAGCCCUUCUACUGCUACGACUGUGGGAAGAGUUACUAUCAGCUGAAGCAGCUGAAGGAACAUAUGAAGUUCAACCCGGACCACAGCACCACACGUAGCGGACUCAGUAACAUAGAGGACGAGGACAAGCUCUACUCUACGUCACGUGAUGAUGUAACGAUGUCUUGAUUUAUUUUUUAUUUUAGUUGGCUAGAAACAGACAUGACAUUUUAUUUAAUUGUUUUAUUUUAUUUAACUAGGCAAGUCAGUUAAGAACACAUUUUUAUUUAUAAUGACGGCCCACCCCGGCCAAACCUGGACGACGCUGGGCCAAUUGUGCGCCGCACUAUGGGACUCCCAGUCACGGCCGGAUGUGAUACAGCCUGGAUUCAAACCAGGGACUGUAGUGACGCCUCUUGCACUGAAAUGCAGUGCCUUAGACCGCUGUGCCACUCAGAAGCCCCCUCAAAAAAAAAAAAAAAUAUAUAUAUAUAUUUAUCAUCCUCGGGGAUGCCACAUCAUUGGAAAGAGAGACAGAACAUUACUUUGCUAGCACUCUACUCGUUCAGUGAUGACAUCACAGUGGUGAUGUCAACAUGUCUAUUAGAAUGUUCUGUCGUUGUACUGAGCAGACACAAGGUCAACGCUCUGUUUAAGACGUCGACAAAAUGGUCAUUUUGAUUAAAUGUUGUUGUUUUUUAGGACAUUUUUUAGGUUGUUUAGAAACUGACAUUACAUGAAAGACACAUUUUACUACGUUUCCAUUACAUUUUUUAGGUUGUUUAGAAACUGACAUUACAUGAAAGACACAUUUUACUACGUUUCCAUUACAUUUUUUAGGUUGUUUAGAAACUGACAUUACAUGAAAGACACAUUUUACUACGUUUCCAUUACAUUUUUUUAUGUGUGUGAAGUCAUACUGUAUAAACCCAAAAAAUAAUGACAGCUGUUUAAUUUUUGAUACAAUUUUAUAAAUGCCGACAGAUAAUUUGUGCGUCGACAUGAUGGGAUCUUUUUGUGUCGGUCAAAUUAUUUAUGCGAGAAAUGGCGCUGGAAACGCCUUAUGUGCAAAUAUUGAUAUAAUUAAUACCCAUCAGAUCGAAGUAAAUUUGGAGUCACACACGCGAUGACGUGUUGUGUGGUCCUCCCCUACGACUCGUCGGGAAAGCAAGCAGUUUAUUAGGCUACAGAUGAAAUACGUAGAAAUCAUGAACUUCACAGGGUGGUGAAAGCGCACGGUGAUCUUGAUGCUCCUUUCCAAUAAAUGUCGAGGGUCUUAUUCUGGUGA
This is a messenger RNA of Oncorhynchus nerka (sockeye salmon), 2655 nucleotides long. RefSeq names its product zinc finger protein OZF-like. The record is from RefSeq and is a predicted model, not a curated record. The coding region runs from base 174 to 1556 and encodes 460 amino acids. The transcript has 8 exons. Lineage: Eukaryota; Metazoa; Chordata; Actinopteri; Salmoniformes; Salmonidae.